Phialemonium atrogriseum is the source of this 1584-nucleotide messenger RNA. Its product is annotated as putative zinc finger in N-recognin-domain-containing protein. The transcript has 3 exons. The record is from RefSeq and is a predicted model, not a curated record. Lineage: Eukaryota; Fungi; Ascomycota; Sordariomycetes; Cephalothecales; Cephalothecaceae. Bases 1 to 1584 code for a protein of 527 amino acids. Gene Ontology annotation, molecular function: zinc ion binding; ubiquitin protein ligase activity. Gene Ontology annotation, cellular component: cytoplasm.
AUGGACCCUCCGCCUGCUCCUCAGGCCUCGCCCGGCGCUGCGACCCCCGCUCAGCCAACCAAGCCUAGAAGCGAGAGCUUCUCUCAGAAGUCGGACACCUCGCAAACUGCCGCCGAUUUCAUUCGCGAUCAGAUGCAGCUCGAGGCCGAUGCACGCGAAGCUCUCCCUUAUAGUAUCGAGGAUUGCACCAAACCACUUGGUCCCCUUCGCCAGAGUGUCUUCGCCUGUCUCACCUGCAACCCCCGUCCGGCGAAUGCAAGCGAGCCGUACGAAUCCCCCGCCGGUAUCUGCUAUUCGUGCUCUGUGCAGUGUCAUGGUGAACACACACUUGUCGAGAUAUUCACCAAGAGGAACUUUACAUGCGACUGCGGUACGACUCGAUAUCCGGAGACCAGCCCCUGCACUCUCCGCCUUAACCCAGCUACGAACACCAAGGGUGGCGUCCACUCCGAGGAGGCCGCUGCUGGCAACAAGUAUAAUCAGAACUUUCGCAACCAAUUCUGCGGAUGCGAAUGCGAUUAUGACCCUUUCCAGCAGAAAGGUACUAUGUUUCAAUGCUUAGGUCUUGGCACACAUGAGACGGGCGGUUGUGGUGAGGACUGGUGGCAUCCAGGUUGCAUUGUUGGGUUGGGGCCGAAAUGGUUCGAGAAGACCCCAGCCACUGGUGCCAUCAAGACGGAUCAAAGCAAGCCCAUUGAGAACGCCUCUCUCGCUGCCAUUUUGGAGGAUGCAGCUGCGCCGGCCCAGGACGACGGUGGAAAUCAGGAAGGCCCUGAGGAUGAUGAUCCCCCUCCGCCUCCCGGCUUCCCUGGGGAUGAUGAGUUUGAAGGGUUUAUGUGCUACAAGUGCGUGGAUGCCUUCCCUUGGAUCAAGCGAUAUGCUGGCACAGCGGGUUUCCUCCCCCCUGUCUUUCUUCGGGAUGGAGACUCGACUGAGCAGCCUGCCGCCCCUGUUUCGCAAGCAGAGGAGCUCUCAAAAAAGCGCAAAGCAGAAGAAGGGCGCACAGACUCCCAGGACGUGAAACGGCAAAAGAGCGACGAGGAUCUAUCUGAGCCCAGUGUCCAAGCUUCCGGCGAGGUUAAGGUUGAGCAGUCGGGCCCGGAAACGGAAACGGAAACGGCCCCUACCUGCAAACUAGCGGCUCUCCCACCCGCACCAGAAGGAAGGUUCUCCCUCUUCUUCAGGGAAGGGUUCCGCGACAACAUUUGCCGCUGCUCGUCCUGCUUCCCCCUCCUCCUUCCUCAUCCGCAGCUUCUCGAGGAGGAGGAGACAUACGAACCACCCGUCUCGGAGGAGGGAUCCGAGAACGGGGGUUCUACACACGGCAGUGGCAGUUUGCUAGACCGUGGCGAGAGUGCCUUGCGCAACGUUGAUCGAGUGCGAGCCAUCGAGGGCGUCAUGGCCUAUAAUCAUCUCAAGGACAAGCUGAAGCCCUUCUUCCAGCAAUUUGCCGAAAGCGGGCAAGCCAUCAGCGCCGAGGACAUCAAAACAUACUUUGCCAAGCUCAGAGGUGACGAGCAGGCUAUUCAGGACGCCGGAGAGGGGGCGAAGUCGGACUCCCGCCAGGAACAGAGUGGAUAUUAA